Messenger RNA from Necator americanus (New World hookworm), 1719 nucleotides. RefSeq lists its product as uncharacterized. Bases 1 to 1719 code for a protein of 572 amino acids. The transcript is spliced from 3 exons. The record is from RefSeq and is a predicted model, not a curated record. Lineage: Eukaryota; Metazoa; Nematoda; Chromadorea; Rhabditida; Ancylostomatidae.
AUGGAAAAGAACAUCUGCUAUCGGCAACGAAGGAGAAAAGAUGUCGUCUACGACGAUUGCGUAUCCGAGGACUCCUUGUCCCAAGGAGGAUCUUUUGAAAUACAGGCAGAAGAAGAUUCUGGAAGCAGCACAAAAAAAGCGAGUCUAAAGAAGUGCCGCAGGGAUCUCCGCGAAUAUAAUAUUCUGCUAGCAGCCUUGCUGAGCGAAGACGGGACUCGCACGUCUUCUCAUCGUGAGAUGGAAAUCAUUGCGGAGAGGUUCUGCUCGAACCUUUUCCGUUCAUCAACUCCUGUGUCAAGCCCGAUCAUCCCCACUGGUGAAGCUCCACCACGGAUUCUCCCUUCGGAAGUGCGAGUCGCUAUCAAGAGCAUGAAACCUGGCACAGCCCCCGAAACUGAUUUUAUAUCAGAAGACUUUCUUCGGGCCAUCCACUUCAUGCAAUCCUACCUUCAGAAAGAAAGAAUCCCAGACCAGUGGAAGACCUCGCAAACCGUUCUUAUCCAUAAGAAAGGUGACCGAGAGGACCUUCGGAACUACUAUCCGAUAUGCUUGCUGAGCGUGUUAUACAAACUAUUCACCAAGAUCAUCCUCACGCACAUAUCUAGGACGUUGGAUGAAGCCCAGCCUCAAGAACAAACUGGAUUCCGCCAAGGGUUCAGCUGCUUGGACCACAUCCAGACCGUGUCGAGGAUCAUAGAGGUUUGCCGGGAAUACCGCCUGCUCCUUGUUCUAACCUUCGUCGACUAUGAGAAAGCCUUUGACAGCGUAGAAACGAAUGCAAUACUGUCAGCGCUUGUCGAUGAAGGUGUGGACGCGUCGUAUGUGAGGACAUUAGCCAAUUGUUACGAUCGAUGCACGACUAGGAUACAGCUUUUCCACCGCCCUCUCACCAUACCCAUUGGAAAGGGGGCACGACAAGGCGAUAUUAUAUCGCCGAAGCUGUUCACGGCUGCAUUGCAAUGGAUAAUGAAAUCACUUUCCUGGGAAGAAAGGGGCAUACGUGUUGAUGGAAGAAUCCUGUCGAACCUUCGUUUCGCCGACGACAUCGUUCUCUUUCCGAGCAGUACCAAUGAAACAGAAACGAUGCUCAACGAAUUGAACGAAGCAGGGAGGAAAAUAGGAUUGCGAAUAAACAGAAAGAAGACGCAGUUCAUGAAGAACGCCUACUGCGAGGACGGAAGAGUACAACUUGAAGGCUCCCAAAUGGUGGAAACUUCGUCACACAUAUACCUCGGACGUUCUAUGAAUAUGGAAAACGACUUGAAGGAAGAACUGAAUAGAAGAAUGAGAGCAGCAUGGGCAGCAUUUGCAGCCGUCAGGGAAGCUACGGACCAACUGACGGACCAAGAUCUUCGUGCCCUUUUGUUGGACUCGACAGUUCUUCCAGCGCUCUGUUACGCAGUGGAGACGUGGGCAGACAUCGCUGCAAGGUGCACACAACACCUAGCCUACCUUCACAGCUACGAAUUAAGAGGAAUGUCUCGUCUUCGCGACGCAGCGGAUUAUAUAUCGAAAGCAAAGCGUAGAUGGGUCGGUCACACUAUGAAAAGAAUCGGCGGUAGAUGGACCAAAAGAACGCUAGAGUGGAUCCGAAGAGAUGCUAACCCCUUCGAGGGAGACGGCAAACGAGAUGGAGUGGAGUGUUCGCUACACGGAGCUCAGCUGGAUACGGCUCAAGGACCUCCUCAACAUCACUCACGAAACUUGAGAACAUCUUAG